Molecule: messenger RNA, 303 nt
Organism: Clunio marinus
Lineage: Eukaryota; Metazoa; Arthropoda; Insecta; Diptera; Chironomidae
Source: the annotation of a GenBank genome assembly
AUGCAACUCGAAGGUCUUCAGAUCCAGAUGAGAAUAGAACUGUCUGCUCUAAGACCCAAUUGCGACAACACUCAACGACAAAAUCGGUCUGAUGAUCACAACAUACAACGACCAACUGAACUGAAUAUAGAUACACUCAGCUCUUAUAUUUUUUACGUAAGAGAUUCUCCCGCCAGUGACGAAAUAGAACAAGCUCUUCAUACAACAGUCAGAGGUACUCAACAAUUCUAUCGAACAGAACGUAAACAUGCCUGUUAUAAUUCUUAUCUUAUUGACGUAUUUAUCAACACCCCAAAAGGGUAA